AACAUUAUUAUUAUUUCAGAUUUUAUAAUGUGAUGAUGUCGUACUUCCAGGUGGGGGGCAAGAGACAUUUUUCCUGCUGGGUUUUAGAUGAUGUCAACAACAUUCUAUAGACCACUAAUAUUUAAUAUAGAUGGGGGCAGCCAAAUUAAUAUUGUUAAAAUGCUGAUUUUCCUGCUCCUACAGUGAGUUCUUGGGUCUCAUGAUAGGUCAGUAAUCGAAAUGACCAGGUUCAACAUUUGUUAAUUCACCUUUUUAGAUAUUUUAUUUCAAAGUACAAUGUAAUCAAUAGGGAAAACAGGCUCUUGCCCCUCAUCUGGGAGUAUGAAAUCAUCUCAUUUUAGAAUCUGAAAAACACAAUUUGAUAACACUGUCUUUUGCAAUUAAAUAUCCAAAAAGUAAAAUCACAAAUGUUGAAUCUGAUUAUUUCUGUAAGUGACUAAACACAUUAACUUCCUGUAUUACUACAAAAAAACGUUGUAUUAAUAUUCCUUUUAUCUGCCUCCCAUGUGUAUUAAUUAUUAUUCUAUCUAUCUGAAAUCUGAAAUCCAGCAAUGGACACAAGUUAUACUUUUGACUUUGAACUAAGUACUGCUAGAUGUUAUAGUAUUGAUAUUAUUGUACAAGUGAAUUAUCGUAAUUGGCAAAAGUUAUAAUAAACUAGAUCUAACCUAGGGCUAGAAGAAACCUACACCAGGUCUGAACCAUCACAACUAAACCUGGGGCGACAAGUGUGAAAGCAGCCAUACACAAUAUUCAAAUUUAGCUUCAUUCAAAACGGCUAUUUCAAUUAAUAUUACAUUUUCAAUUUAAUAUUACAUUUUCAAGAUAGUUUUACAAAACUCCUCAGCUAGCCCUCCUGAGAGAUUUUGCAUGGUGCAUAGAAAACCGGUCCAGAGGUGAUUUGCAUAGUUUGCAGCUUUAGGAUGAGUGUGGCAUUGACUGGGAUGACCUUGAGGUGAAGAAUUGCAGUAGUCUGUGAAUUCUUAAAAUGGGGCAGUGUCUUUGAUCCAAUGGUGCACUGCGUCUAUUCGCCUGCUGUUUAAAAAGACUUGAGUUCCUUCGAUUGCACAGCAGGAAAAGGGAGCCUGUGGUGAUGUGAGGUGUUUAAUAUUAACUUUGUUUUAUAUAUUUUGUAUCCAUCUUUCUUUCUGUGGCAUACACUUUUCAAAAUAUUAUUUGUUAUAAUUAUAAUGAUGUUUAAACAGUGGCAUGGCACUUUAACUGUCAAAUGGAAUUGAAAACUCCAUCAAAAAUAUCAGUGUUAUGGUUUUAAUAUCAUGCAGCUUCACUCUUUACUUUUAGUUGCCUACAGGAGCUAUGUCCCCGUUCUCCAAGCAUCUCUCUGGUAUUUUAAUGAAUAAUUAUCUGUAGAGCUGUCGUGGUGUGUCAGCUCUGAGUGAUGGUGGACUGAAGCCAGUGAGGACAGAUCAAUAUUUCAUCACUAACAUAGUACUCUGGUGAUAUUAACACCAAGGACAAGAUUGUGGCUGGUGAAUAAUGGCCCUUUGCUCCUCUCCCAUCAAGACUCAGCUCUGAAUAAUCCUUCAGUUGUAUUUGAAUAAAACCACUUUGUUUAUUGGCCGUGUUGGUGUGAGUUUGCAGAGCUAUGGUCCCACUGUGAUGCAGCAGAACAGAUUUAUGAGCGCGCUGGCUGCUUUUUGGCCUGAGAAUCGCUGUGUCACCAUCACAGGACGACACCAGGGACUGUUUAGCAUUCGAAAACUGAGGCACAGGCUUUUCCAUACUGCUGCGCUGGUUUGCAAAUGAGGAACCAAGGGAAAUGGUAUAGCAACAGGCAAAUUACAGUAUAUGCAAAUACACAUCUCAACAUGACACAGCAUUUAUUUAGGGAUGUAAAUAUGUUGCAACUAAGAUGUCUGAAUUUAUUUUUGCCUAUGCAGUGCCUCACAGGAUUCUUUGUACCAGUGUCGUGUUACAUGUCUUGGUCGUAGUACAUUUGACUGUAAUGAUCUGAUAAGGCAUCCCCAGCUUCUUGCUGCUAAGCAACGUGGGGAUUUCCUAAUAUGGUAUACGGUCUGUUCGAAGGCAUGCUGGAGAAACUUGAACUCGAUGAUGAUGCUGCUGAACCAGAAAGUGAUAUUUACAUGCGCUUUAUGAAAUCCCAUAAGUGCUACGACAUUGUUCCCACAAGUUCCAAGCUGGUCGUCUUUGAUACAGCUCUCCAAGUUAAAAAGGCAUUCUUUGCUCUAGUCGCAAAUGGGGUACGAGCCGCUCCUCUAUGGGACACAGAGAAGCAAAGUUUUGUGGGAAUGCUGACAAUCACAGACUUCAUCAUUAUACUACACCGGUACUAUAAGUCCCCAUUGGUGCAAAUAUAUGAAUUAGAGGAACAUAAGCUCGAGACGUGGAGAGAGGUUUACCUUCAAGCAACAUUCAAACCAUUGGUCAACAUAUCUCCUGAUGCAAGCCUUUUUGAGGCAGUGUACACACUCAUCAAAAACAAAAUCCACCGUCUGCCUGUCAUCGACCCAGUCACUGGGAAUGCACUUUAUAUUCUCACGCACAAACGGAUCCUCAAGUUCCUUCAGCUUUUUAUGCGCGAAAUGCCAAAGCCAGCCUUUAUGAAGCAGUCUCUGGGAGAAUUGGGCAUCGGCACAUAUCGUGAGAUUGCUUUCAUCCACCCAGACACUCCCAUCAUCAAAGCACUUAACAUCUUUGUGGAGAGGAGGGUGUCUGCACUGCCUGUGGUCGAUGAUGCGGGAAAGGUCGUGGACAUUUACUCCAAGUUUGAUGUCAUUAAUCUGGCUGCUGAGAAAACCUACAACAACCUUGACAUCACAGUUACCCAGGCUUUAAAACACCGCUCCCAGUACUUUGAAGGAGUCGUCAAGUGCCAUAGGAUGGAGACAUUGGACACCAUUGUGGACAGAAUAGUCAAAGCUGAAGUGCAUCGGCUGGUGGUGGUGGAUGAACACUCCAACAUCGAGGGCAUCAUCUCCCUGUCGGACAUCCUCCAGGCCCUGGUGCUCAGCCCGGCAGAUGUACGUAAGGAGGAGACUGUAACGGAAUGAGCUGCACCAACUGACAUGGUGGGAGAACUGAUGAUCGAAGGUUGUUUUUGGGAGCUAGAGGCUGAGCAGAAACUGGACAGCCCGAAGGUGCCUGCAACACUGAAAUGCACUAUAGAGGCUGGGAAACCAAAGAGUUAGUUAAGAAGAGGUGUUCCUGCACUGGAGAUAGUCCUGUUUGGACACUGAUACACAUGCAGACAGUAUACUGUAUAUACUGUACAUAGGCCACACUGGAUCACACAAGGGCUCAGCGUGCUAUGAGGGGGCUCGUUUGGCAAGGUCCACUUUUAUACCAAAAUAAUACUGUGUUGUACAGAUGAGGUUUAGUUGCUCUUGGAAAAUGAUAUAUUAGAUAAGAAAAAUGCUGUAAGAGAAGAAUGAUAGACUAUAGAAUAUAGAAUCCAUUUCCUCAAGCCAUGCUGGCUUAGCCAUCUUUUAUAUUUUUGAAAUGUUCAUUGUAACUUGGUACUGUCUAACCCUUUUCAUUUUUUUAAACUUUUUGGCUUAGUGUGUCUAGAACAGAACAUCAGUAGCAUCUAUAAAAGUCUGGUGACCCCUUGUGGCUGGGCUGUCUUUGGUUUAUAUAAUUUCUAAUGUACACCUCUAGUGCUGCUAUCUUUAUCUUGUACAGACAUUGAAAAUGCCAGCUCAUGAGGCUCGGGUUGAUUUGGGCUGUACCAAACUGAACCCUACAGUCUAUGACUGUACUUGGAAUGAACUAGACCAUAGAUAUGCAUACACCCCCCCGGGGAAGGCGGGGCGAGUUAAGACGGGUAUAAUUAAUGAGGGCUAUGGAGAGAAUUAUGUUGUUGGUUUUUCCUCUGCUGCUGAUUUUUGUUCAUAUGUUGCCAGUUGGAUAUCAAUGAAACAGAUGGAAAUUACGCUUUACCUGGCAAAUAGCUGUCUAUGGCAGGGCCUCUCAAACUUAUAGGGCCAGGGACUUGGAAUUAGAGGUACUACAAACUCAACGUGAACAAUUCGAUGUGUUUAAAUAUGCAACAAAGCAAAUCGAACUGCGGCCUAAUUUCUUGGAGUGUUCAUUCCUAUUGGCAUCACUGUCUCCAUCCAUGUAUUUUGAAGUCCCUGUGCCUAUUUGAUGAAUGUGGCCCUAUGGAGCAGUUUUUAUUUGUGCCUUGGUUUAAGCUGCCCCCAUUUCACACCAACAGUAUUGAUAUUUAUCUUUUGUCAAAUUGGUGCAAUGAUUUUAGUUUUAUUUUGGAACAAAUGAAUGUGUAUAAUGCAGAUAUUAGAUGGGGAAUGUUACCUUUAUUUAUAUGCAAAUUAAUAUUCUCAGCUGGUACCAUCUUUGACUAAUAAAAAAUGGACACUAUCGGUAAAGCUUUAUAUAAAUGAGGUAUUUUUCACUGUUUGAGACCAUUGUCCCUGAUCUUGUAACAGAAAUGGAAAUGUGUGUCUUAUCACAGAGCUCAUCUCUUCCUUGGACUGUAAAUAGGAUUGUUUUGGGUUAAAAUGUUGCAGAAAGCUUUAUUUUUAUGAAUGUUUAAAGAUUACAGCUUUAAUGUUAUCCUUUUGUAAAUACACUGUACAAAGUAAUUCAAAGAAACUUUCAACCAAUGUACUGUAAAGCAAGCAUGAAAAAUGACACUUAAGCCGUAUGAAUGUUUUGUUUGACUUAUGAUUUUUCUGGCAGCGGAAAAAUAAACAGACACUGAAUGUA
Boleophthalmus pectinirostris (great blue-spotted mudskipper) is the source of this 4710-nucleotide messenger RNA. Its product is annotated as 5'-AMP-activated protein kinase subunit gamma-2-like. The record is from RefSeq and is a predicted model, not a curated record. Lineage: Eukaryota; Metazoa; Chordata; Actinopteri; Gobiiformes; Gobiidae. The coding region runs from base 2025 to 3032 and encodes 335 amino acids. The transcript is spliced from 13 exons.